AUGCCUCACAGAGAGGAAGCACCACUGUCGCCGGUAGUCGACACCACGGUCCACCAUGGAGAUUGGCGAGAUGACCUAUUCAAACACGGUUUUGUUGUCGUCAAAAAUGUCAUCAGCCCGGAGAGGGCGGCGUACUAUGUCGAAAGAAUGUUCGAAUGGCUCGGGACGUUUCCGUACGGCUUUGAUCGGAAUAAUCGGUCCACGUGGUUUCCAGAGCAUCUCCCCAGACACAUGAAAGGCGGGAUGUAUCAUGACUAUGCUGCUCCGCACGAGGACUUUGUCUGGGAAGCUCGAUCCGAGCCAGAGGUCAUCAACGCUUUUGCGAAACUCUGGGGCACUGACGAGCUGCUCGUCUCGUUCGACGGUAUCAACUUCACGCUGCCAACUCUCACCCCUGCUCAGUCGCAGCCAUGGCCUCACAUUGAUCAAUCCCCAAGGCGGAAGGGUCUAGUAUGUGCACAGGGUAUCAUAAACUUAGCACCAAACGGAUCGGAAGAUGGGGGAUUGGUCGUCCUUCGAGGCUCUCACAACCUCACCGAGGAGUUCUUCAAAAAGCACCCGCAAACCUCUGGCCAGAGGGCAUGGGGUACUGAGGAUUAUUGGUCAUUCUCGACAGAAGAGGUGGAUUGGUUCAAGGAGGCCGGUUGCGAGGUCGUCAAAGUCUGCGCAGAUCCAGGUGAUCUGAUUAUCUGGGAUUCCCGCACCAUUCACUACAACAAGCUGCCCGAGAGUCAGCAAGUCAGAUCGAUAGUUUAUGCUUGCUAUGCACCGGCCCAAUUUGCCACAGAAAAUGAUUUGAACUUGAAGAGGCAGCUGUUUCAUGAACGCAGGGGCACGACGCACUGGCCGAACAUGAAUAUCUUCCCAGGCGGCAUUCCGGACAACUUGCGUCUAGGAAAGCCAGAUAUAUAUAGCAGAGACAGGCCUCUCAACGAUGUCCAAGAGACGGACAAGGUUCUGCAUCUGGCCGGCGUCAAACCCUACGGAGCGGAGGAGUCAAUUGUAGUAUGA
Molecule: messenger RNA, 1011 nt
Organism: Exophiala xenobiotica
Lineage: Eukaryota; Fungi; Ascomycota; Eurotiomycetes; Chaetothyriales; Herpotrichiellaceae
Exons: 5
Coding region: 1-1011 (336 amino acids)
Source: RefSeq, a predicted model, not a curated record